Molecule: messenger RNA, 870 nt
Organism: Peniophora sp. CBMAI 1063
Lineage: Eukaryota; Fungi; Basidiomycota; Agaricomycetes; Russulales; Peniophoraceae
Source: the annotation of a GenBank genome assembly
AUGGACCCCCUCAUUACAAAUCCUAUCUCUGAAACGACCGCCGUCCUCGACCAGUGUGCUCAUACGGCGUGUGGCUUGGGCUCUCUCAGUGACUUAGUCACCCCUUCCUCGCUUAGGACUGAGCUAUCGGGCUUUUACCGCGAACACGCGGAGUCACCCGCGGCAGUCUCAUCGCUCCGCUUGCGCGAGGCUUUAGACGUCGUAUUCGUUCUUUCUGCUGGUACCUCAGGUAUCGCGGUGUCGCAGUUGCAGACUCUAUGUGAAUAUCUUGUGGUCGAGCAGACUGCAUUAAUAACUUAUACUCAAUCUCGGGACAUCGACCUCAUUCGGAGGCUCAUGAACGACACGCAAGACAUCAGUUCAACGGAUAGAAUGCGUAUGCUUUGGGAUGCGCUUAUAAGCUCUCAACGUGAAUCCCAUAGUGAGCUCGAGCAGGAUGAGCUCGGUCCUUUGCAGUGGUGGCUCGCCGUCGAUGCGCUCAUAAGCGGUCAAACAUUGCGCCGGCAUGACAUUCACUGCGGUGUUUUGCGUAAAUCUGCGGAGCGGCACGGCUGGGCGUCUCCGAGUUCGCCUCCUGUAGAGCUUGCUCCCGCCGCAAGCCGGCGAUCUGCAAUGUCGUCGAUGGCGGGGGACGCAACUGUCGUAGCUCGAAGGACAUUUGUGUCGCCUUGGCUCGCCCCUCCUGGCUUCAACGCGGAGAUUUCUUGGCGCAUCACAGACCACAACAAGCUUCUCGAGGAGCUCUUAACAUGGCCUCGGGGGCGACCCAUCCCAGAGGCUUUGAUAUGGGAGCACCCAGCCAUGCAUGGAUGUCUCGUGGAUACAAGUGGACAUGCAAUCCAGUUUCAGGCAGGUCGCACAGGCAUAUGA